GUGUGUCCAAACUUUUGGUCUGUACUGUACAUGAUAUCACUGCGAUAGUUAGGAGCGGCAGAAUUUAUUUUGGGUUGUUCUUUGGUGGAAGGUUAUGUUCGUAGUAACAAAUAUACAGCUAAAGUAAAAAAAAAAAAAAGAUUUUUGUACUAUUUUGAGACAGUUUUCCUUUAAUAAUAAAAAAAAAGCAGGAGAUAUCCAUUACCAUUUAUCUCCAACUGAAAGCCCAAUUUGUCCUGAAAAAAAUCACGGUGUAAGCCAACUGAAUGCAUAAAGUAGUAGUAGUAGAUGAUAUGUACAAUUUUACUAACACAUGUGAAAGUUGCAAAAUUUUGCUUAGGCAUUAACAUUUGUUAUACUCUUAGGCACGAAGGGGUUAAAGUUCACGUAAAACUACAUCUUCAUCCUAAGGCUGCUUUGUCUACAGGUGACAGCGCUACUUUGCGAUUUUAUUUGCAGAACGAACAGCUGUCACCCUGUUACAGGAAGAGGAAAAUAAUCGAUCUACUGGAAGAAUUAACAGAUAAUAAAACUAUGUUAUGGGGAACAAAAACUGCUAUGUUAAUACUAGUGACAGAAGGCUCCAUAUAAAGUAUGCUAUUUUUUAUUUUACACUGAGUUCCACUUUAAUUUCCAAAGUUGUGUAAGAUUGUUUUCUCAAAUGGAGUAGGUGCGGACCUUCAUUAGAAUUAAUACAUAAUACAUACGAUUUAUUCCAUGGUAUCACUUGAGAUUGUUAUAAUUGCAAUAAACAUUUGAAACUGAAACUACCUUGUGACUGUUUAUUCUGAGUCUCGGGACAUCGGGGUAAAGUACACUCCAAAGUCACAAAGUUUCAGCUCGGCAGACAUGACUAUUUUCGGAAUAAUUCUUCUCCUCUCUCUACACCAGACUUUUUCUCAACUGGAGGUGACAGCCCCUGCUUCUCAAACAGCUAUAGUAUUCCAGUCUUUUAUUUUACCAUGUACCUUCCAUAUGGAUACUUCUUCUGUGAACCAGCAAUACCCAUCAAUAAUCUGGUACUUUGGAGGAAAAGAGCUGCUGAAAAUAGACGAAAAGGAGAAAGCGAUCAGAAAGGGUCUGUCUUUCGAUGAGCAAGCGGCCAUAAAGGGUGACGCAUCGCUGACCAUUCACAACGUGACCAUUGCCAACCAAGGGACUUACAAAUGUUUAGUCAUCCACAGUCCAUACCAACAGUACAGGGAGAUCCAGCUGAUUGUUUAUGCCAGACCUCUACUCUCCAUCCUCAGCAAGAGCAUCCGGAGAAAUAAAGAGAAUGCCCUGACCUGUAUGGCCUUUGGAUUCUUCCCUCCGGAUAUCAGGAUAACGUGGUACAGAGAUGGAGAAGUCCUGGAGAAUCAGUAUAUGGGAAAACUAAAUAACUAUAAAGAUAGAACUUACCAAGUGAAGAGCUUUACGACAAUCCCACCAAGUGACGAUGAUCAGAAUAAAACGUAUACAUGCAGAAUUCAACAUGUUUCGCUACCAGAAGCUAUACAAGAGGACUUCCAGGUUGUCUAUGAAGAAACAUCAUCUACUGAGCCCAUUGUUGUUGGUGUUGUCCUCAUGGUUUUGAUAGCAACUGCGAUUGGUAUCUUUUUCUGGAAACAAACUUACAGGAGAGCAGCUACUUUUACUUUAAUGGAGAUCGAUGGACCUUCCAAACUGGUUGCUGGAGAAGAAACGUCUCUAUACUGUAGAGCCACCAAAUGCCCAGAGAACACGAGUGUGACUUGGCUGGAGAAGAGAAGAGGAAAAGUCUCUGAGAUCCCAGAGUCCCAUGAAGGAGAUAAUGAAGAAGAGGAGAGACUGAUGGGCACACAGUAUGGGGUCAUAUCAUGCAGAGACGGACCAAACCUCACAUCUUCACUGACGUUCAGACCCAGUGUGACCAAUCACAAAGAUGUGACCUUCAUCUGUAGAUAUAGCUGUGGGAAAGAGAAGAAAGAGAAAACAUUCCACUGCAGAGAUAUUUAUGCAAAGCUUCAGAUGUUACAGCCGAUAUCAAGAAGUCUAACUGGCUCUGGGGAGUUGAAGUAUUCAAUCGCUCUGGAGAAAUUUUAUCCUAGAGACAUCACGCUUAGAUGGACACAUGGAGUGGGGGCGCCGCAACAAGCCUUAUCAUCCACAGAGACAUUCACAGAUAAUCCUGAUGGGACCUAUAAUGUCUGCAGUGAGGUCACAAUGCCAGAGGAGCUCCUGAAGGAUCCAGAAUUCAGAGUACGGAUGAGCUGGGAACACGAAUCUCUGGACACACCGGGAUAUAAGGAUCUAUCUAUCAGAGACUCAGAAUACCCAUGGACCCCAGUGGUGGAAGAGAUACAGACACCCAACGUAUUCCAUGACACCCCGGUCACCCUGCAGUGUCAUAUCUCUGAUUAUUUCCCUAACGCGGUCACAGUGACCUGGCUGAGAAGAUGCCAGGGUGAGGAGUUAUGUGAGGAGACGGAUAAUAUGGUUACCAGUACAAUAACCCCCAGGAGAGAGGCUGACAACACAUACAGCUGUACAGCCAGUCUGACCAUCAUCCCCACACUGAGUGUCCACCAGGGGGCAGAAUACAUCUGUAGGGUGGAUCACCCCUCUCUGGAGAGACCCAUUAUGAAAAAAACUGGAAAACUUGUUGUAAAGUGAGUUUUUAUACUGUAUCAUGUCCACAAAUAAUGCUUUACAGUCAUUGCCUGCACUCAAGGAGUUUACAAUCUAAGGUCCCAUCUCACAUGCUAGCAGGGCUGCUGAUAGGGGGGGACCACCAGUCCUUUUGUAGAGGGCCCGGGCUCACAGGGGGCCCUAAACAACAGAGAAAAUCAGUGCGGUCGGAUGGAGGGGCAAUUACAAGAUGCCCUGUGUGACUCUCUGCAGCAGCUGGAAACCAGUUUUCCCACUGACUUUCAGCUGCUACAGGGAGAGACACAGCUGACGGCUUCCCUGUCCCAUAAAAAAAAAAAAAAAAUAACAAAUUGUAACCCUGUAUUGCUUUAA
Messenger RNA from Rana temporaria (common frog), 2982 nucleotides. RefSeq lists its product as uncharacterized. NCBI's taxonomy places the organism in Eukaryota, Metazoa, Chordata, Amphibia, Anura, Ranidae. The coding region runs from base 850 to 2634 and encodes 594 amino acids. The transcript is spliced from 7 exons. The record is from RefSeq and is a predicted model, not a curated record.